Messenger RNA from Onychostoma macrolepis, 4581 nucleotides. RefSeq names its product G protein-coupled receptor 17 (gene gpr17). Gene Ontology annotation, biological process: phospholipase C-activating G protein-coupled receptor signaling pathway; positive regulation of Rho protein signal transduction. Gene Ontology annotation, cellular component: membrane. NCBI's taxonomy places the organism in Eukaryota, Metazoa, Chordata, Actinopteri, Cypriniformes, Cyprinidae. Gene Ontology annotation, molecular function: G protein-coupled receptor activity. The record is from RefSeq and is a predicted model, not a curated record. The transcript is spliced from 2 exons. The coding region runs from base 121 to 1140 and encodes 339 amino acids.
CUCGCUUUUCAGGCAGCUGUAAGAGAGCGCAGGCAGCAGAACUCUCUCUCCUCUGCUCUGCUCUGCUCAACUCCUUCACUACUGCACUGGCUGUUGAGGGAUCAACACUCUGUUACAAAAAUGGAGUCCCCCCUGACAGAACUUCCCACCUUGCUGUCCAAUCAAUCCAUGGAGAGCUGUUCACCUGUGGACAAUACAGUCGAGAACAUGAUCUUUGGAUUCUACUACAUCAUAGUUUUCCUCCUGGCGCUUAACGGCAAUAGCCUUGCCCUGUGGAUCUUCGCCCGCCAGAGAGGCAACUCUUCUCCAGCCAACGUCUUCCUGCUUCAUCUCGCUGUAGCCGACCUGUUUUACGUCUUCGUUUUACCCCUCAGAGCCACUUAUCAUUUAACCGGGGGACACUGGCCGUUUGGUGAAAUCCCCUGCCGUCUCGCAGGCUUCUUCUUUUAUGUCAACAUGUACGCCAGCUUGUACUUCCUGGCCUGUGUUGCAGGUGAUAGAUACCUUGCUGUGGUACAUGCCGUACGUUCCCUCAAGGUCAGGCGCCCUCGUUACGCUCACAUAGCCAGUUUUGCACUAUGGGCUUUGGUGAUAGUGUCUAUGGCACCCCUACUGGGCACCAAGCAGACUGCAGAAGUCAAUGGCUCUACUGUAUGCUUGCAACUGUACAGAGAAAAGGCCUCACGACGUGCUCUCGUCUCUCUCGUCGUAGCCUUCACACCACCUUUUUUUGCCACACUGUCUUGCUACCUGCUGAUAGUGAACAGUCUGCGGAAAGGUUCAAGGUUGGAGCCGGCACUGAAACUCCGAGCUCUUCGCACCAUUGGUCUGGUCAUGCUCAUCUACAUAGUGUGUUUUUUGCCCUAUCACUUAAGCCGUGCAACCUUCAUCCUGGGUUACGAACACCCAGACUUAUCCUGCCAAAUCAAAAGAGGACUAGCCCUGGCUAACCGGCUUACUUCCUCUCUAACCUGCCUGAAUGGGGCUUUGGAUCCCCUGGUCUACCUGUUUGCGGCUGAGAAGUUCAGGGGAAGCGUUCGCAGGAUUUUCUGCAGAGACAAGUCUGGGGGGUCGGGCGCUACAAGCGGGGACCUGAAAGGCACACAUGAGAGCUCUCUGAGCGCAAAGUCUGAGUUCUGAGCAAGCACUUAAAAUCGUACAGAUGGUAUGAAUAAUUUUCAUUGGUUUGAUUCGGCCUACACUUUCUGAUAGUGUAGGGUCAGUUAAAGGUCAGAAAGCCUUAUGUAUAGCCAACCAUGUGAUUUGGACAUAUUAAAACAACUGUGUGUAAGUUUAAAGAUCAGUUUCAAAAUCACUUUUUUAUGGUACACUGAUUUCUAAUAAGGUGAAUGGCUUCUGUUUUUUCCCAUAAUGUCUGUUCUAGGAGUAGGCUAUAUAAGUUUGAGUGGAUACGAAGGCCGGAUUGCUUUAUAAAAGCAUGUGCACAGCUAUCUGCUGUAAUUUCCACAGUGAUAUAUUUAUGAAUUUCUCUCACUUAAAGUGGAUACAUACAAGUAAGAAUUUUCAUGUAUUAAUCACUUUUUAUUGCCAAUGUGUAAAAGGCUUCUAAUGACACUUAAAAAACGAGACGUUCUCCGACUUCCUAGGUUGACUGUAAAAGCUUGUGGACUGAUUUUUAUGUAUAGGUCUCAGGACGUUUUUACCGGAAAUUAAAAGCAUGUGACAUUUACGCGCAUUCCCUAAAUCUUCCGUGACACAUUAAACAAAGGCUUUUGUUCAGGUUAGUGCUGAAAAAGAGCUAUUCUGUACCAUUAUGUCAAUGUGUCAUACAAAAAGGGAUUACUUCAAAAUAUAGUCUAAGUCUAUAGUCUCACUAUAAUUUAUGUUGCGUAACGUUAGGCUAUUUAUUUUGUUAUUGAGAGGAAAGGCAAAGCGCUCACCACAUUAACGUUACAUAUUCACCGCAACGUCGCUCUCAGCAGCGUGGUCUGCGUCUGGAUGUUAGUUGCAAAGGUAUUUAUAAACUUUUUGUCUGCAGUUCACUUAACGGCUGUACCGGUGAAGGUUUCCGAAUUCUACAUGACUUAUUCUAGAAUUGCAGGUACAUUUCAAGCUGAGAAAGAAAUUUUAAAUUUUCAUAGAACACACUUUAAAUUUAAUAUUUUCUAUAUUUGCUGAUCUUAAACGUACAAUUUUAAAUAUUUAUUCUGAAAAUCAAUGUACUAACAGAAAAAUCUGUCAACUCUGUUAUAGACAAAUUGGGUCAAACAUAUACAGUUAACAAAUGUAACACAAUUUAAAACCCUGUCCUCUCCAGGAGAACAUCUGUCUCUUAAUCCAUUACUUCAACUUUAAACCUAAUAAUUUUUGUUUUAGAGUAAAAAUAUCAACACGUUCAUGUAGUAGUAGUACUAAUCAGGCUAAUUAGCUUCUGAUCAAUUUGUUAACAAUAAAACACAUAUAAUUAUCAUUUUUAAAGCAAAACUUUAAACAAACAGAGUUGACAUUGGUGGUAACAGAGUUGACAUCAGAAAACAGAGUUGACCACUUGUAGUUAAAAGACCAAAAACAGCAACAUUUUCUGCCAGAUUCUGAAACUGAAACCAUUUUAAAUGUAACAACUAUAUAAUUUUAUCAAAUACAUGCAAAUUACAGAUAUUUCAAGUUAUUGAAAAUUAACUGCAUAUGUCUCAUGCAUUACAGAUCUGGAAAAUAAAACGACAUAGCUUCUCCCUCAGCCUGGGCAUGCAAAUCAGUUUUUGGCAAUUUCUGCCCAUAUGUCUUUUAGUAUGUAAAUGUGCACUAUGCAAGUUUUUUAUAGACAUAAGAGCUCUUGAUUCAAGGAAUAGCAGUUUGCAAGAAUUUUAGAUUUACUUUGAAGCUAUAUGUUUACAUUAGUAUUUCUAAACAUUAGAGCAAAACAAGCUUGUAUUCUGAGUAGUGGUGCAUUUUUCCUUUUGUGUCGUCUAUCUCUGUCUAUUUUCUGCCUUCCUUACAGGGUCAGCAUGUCGCUGUGCCCUCAGUUGCCCUUGCCUUUCUGCCGCUGAGAGUUUAAUUUACCUGUAAUCAAAUUUCUUUAGCCUGUAAUGAUAUAAAACAAAUAUAUAAUUUGCAGUAAAAUGACCCAGAAUCCAAAAUAAACAUAAUGCAAAAUACUUAAAUGUAAUUGGGUUUAUUUGACUCUGUUACUCAUUGUCAACUCUGUUAAACUUUUUAAACCAAUAACAGAGUUGACAUUUUUUCCACCAUUUUGUGCUUUAGCUCAAGAUGCUAACCCUCAAACCAGAUACCACAUGGCAUGUCUAAAACAGAAUUUUAUGGAUUUCCAUCAUAUUAUUGUUUUUAAAAAAGUGAAUGAGAGAUUCACUGCAAAAUCAAAAUAAUAGAUUUGACAAAUAAUGAAUCUAUUAUUAGUGCAUCCUAAACAUUUUGUACAAAUUAAUGAGAAUAAAGAAUAAAGACAUACAUCGAUGCCUUCCAAAGAUUCCUACAAGAGGAAGUGACAACACUUGGUGCAAGUCAUAAGUUUUUUCUAUGAAUGCUUUAAAGAUUUUUAUGCCUUUUUAUAACCGAGGUAACAGAGUUGACCAGAACAAGACAGACACAAAAUGUUUGUUUGUUUUUUAAUUAAUGAAAUUGCAAAUAUUACAAAAAUUAGAUAUUUUAUGCAAUUGUAUAUGUAACUUAAUAGAGUAAACACAAAAAUAUGAAAAUGAGAUUUAAUUAUUUCAUGAUAAUUCAAGCUGAAUGUAUGAAUCAGGAGGCAAAGACAGUCAAUAAAAGGUGUAGUGGCAGUCUUUCAGUUAUUAUUUUCCAAGACAAAAUUUCCCUUAAUAUACAUAAAAGCAUUCUUUUGGUGAUAACUUAAUAUAAUUUGUGUUAUUAUUCAAAACUGAUUCAGUGAAGUUUUUUUUUUUUUUUUUUUUUUAAAUAACAGAAGGUUUACCUGGGAGGCGCAAAAUGUACCCCCAAUUCUAGAAUUACCCACAUACAGCCUCUUUUAACUGUAGGGGGCACCAAAGUUGCAAAAAUACACAAAACUACAUACAGUUGCUUUAAAGUGAAAGUUAUUCGGGACGGUAGGUUUCAAAUGGCUGUUGCAUAUAUCAGUCAGUUGCCAGAACACAGAGGUCGGGGACUAAAGAGUCCAUCAAGGAUCAAGAAGGCACGAAUUGUGUAUAAAACUGUGUGCUGUCUUUUAAAAAUUAAUGUUGUGUUUUAUUAGCAUAUUACCUGUUUGCUAAUGACAUGCUCUGACUUUGUACACUUUGUAAGCACUUCAUUAGUGCACAUUCUUAAUGAAAUCAGCGUGAAAAUAAUGCAUUUCAUACUUGGUGUCAAAACUACACAUAUACUCAUUUUUAACUGUCCCCAGUGGGAUUUUCUAGUUAUAGCACUCUUAAGCUGUGGUAAGAAUGUGUGAAGGUUAUCAAACCAGUGUGGAGUCGAAAUGAAUACUACUUUUUUUUACAUUCCUUGACGGCUUUGUUAUUAAGACUGUUUAGAUGCAUGUGCUCUUCACACUAGUCAAUAGUUAAUAUUCUUAAUGUUAACCUUUUAUAGUUUAAGGUAUAUAAGUACAGAUUUUUUGUUGGCAUGAAAUACUGUUUUUUUUUUUUU